Messenger RNA from Xenopus tropicalis (tropical clawed frog), 643 nucleotides. Its product is annotated as acyl-CoA (8-3)-desaturase-like. Gene Ontology annotation, molecular function: oxidoreductase activity. The record is from RefSeq and is a predicted model, not a curated record. NCBI's taxonomy places the organism in Eukaryota, Metazoa, Chordata, Amphibia, Anura, Pipidae. The transcript is spliced from 6 exons. Bases 185 to 643 code for a protein of 152 amino acids.
UUGCACCAGUCCAGGUGGUGAUAUCAUUACUAGCAUAGGAUACUGACAUUUUGACUGUUUAACAGGGUGUACCAAUACAUAAGCAGGGGGGUUAUCAAUCUGCACAGAAGGGAAAUAGCAAUAAUGGCAGCUCUCAGAGCAGAGGGGAUCCCAUAUAAAAGAAGGGAGAGGAUUACAGCUUGGAAUGAAGAAGAAGAAAUACAUGCCGUAUAAUCACCAGCACAAGUACUUCUUCUUCAUUGGGCCUCCAGCACUGAUUCCCGUCUAUUCCCAAUGGUAUAUUUUCUGCUUUGCAAUACGGCGCAAGAAGUGGGCGGACCUGGCCUGGAUGAUUUCUUUCUAUGUGAGGUUUGGUCUGUGUUACAUCCCGUUCCUGGGAGUGAGCGGCACCAUCGCUCUGUUCAUGGUGGUUAGAUUUAUUGAGAGCAACUUGUUUGUGUGGGUCACUCAGAUGAACCACAUUCCAAUGAACAUUGACUAUGAUCAGAAUAAGGAGUGGCUCUCUACGCAGGUACCCAUCCAUAUUAGUGAUGGGCGAAAUGUUUCGCCAGGCAUGGAUUCGCAGCGAAUUUCCGCAUUUCGCCAUUUUUAUUUCCCACCAUGCCCCAGCACAAUUACUGGAUUGUUUGCCUUCCUCUACUGA